UUCCCAGCUCCAGCUCCAGCUCAGCCCAGCCCAGCUGGCCAUCCCUGUGGCACACUCAGCCCCGGGGGCCCUAAGGAGAGCAGACAGAUGUCCGCAGGCAUGGGGACAGCAGACGGUGGUGAGGCGGACCCUGGGACCUCACAGCCCACCCACAUCCACGUGCACAUCCACCAGGAGUCAGCUCUGGCCACGCUCCUGAUACGUGGGUGCUUCCUGCUUCGGUCCCCUGCCCCUGGCGCCACCUCCCAGACCUGGGGCAGAAGCCGGAUGCUGGUGGCCUCCUGGGUGAGUUCUUCUUCUUCCUCCAGGUGGGUGCAGAUCAUGCUGGGGGUGUUGAGUGGAGUUCUGGGGGGCUUCCUCCAAAUCUUCUAUGACUGCACCUUGUGUGGCUCAGGAGCUGCCAUCUGGACAGGGGCUGUGGCUGUGCUGGCUGGAGCUGUCGCCUUCAUUUACAAGAAACGGGGUGGCAUCUACUGGGCCUUGCUGAGGACCCUGCUCGCCCUGGCAGCUUUCUCCACGGCCAUUGCCGCCAUCGUCACUGGGGCUCGUAAUUUCUAUGAGCACCACUUUUAUUUUAGAGACUAUAUCUGUCAUGUCUCCUCGACGGCCUGGUCUCAGGCCACCGCGCCCCCUAGCACUCCAAGUCCGGACGAAGCCAGAAGGAUGCACCUGUGCCUCUCCCACCUGAGCAUGCUGAAGGCCCUGUUCAUAAGCUUUUAGGUCAUGCUGUUGGGUGUCUGGGUUCUGCUGCUUCUGGCAUCUCUGGUUCCCCUGUGUCUGUACUGCUGGAGAAGGUCCCGAUGUAAGAAGGAAACAGACCAGAAGAAACUGCUGGAACUGAGUGAAAUCUAGCUCUGCUUUUCCUGAGUACUCAUGCCUGGACUCUUUCUGGAGUGGGCGUCCCUUGUCUCUGGCUCCUGGGAGAAGGACCAGGCUGGGGAAAAGGGACUCUGCACUAGCUCUAGUUAUCCUUCCUUCCCCCUCCCGCGCCCGUGCCAUGGCCACAGCCACUGCCACGGCCCCCUCCAC
Molecule: messenger RNA, 1029 nt
Organism: Zalophus californianus (California sea lion)
Lineage: Eukaryota; Metazoa; Chordata; Mammalia; Carnivora; Otariidae
Gene: TMEM176A
Product: transmembrane protein 176A
Exons: 7
Cellular component (GO): membrane
Source: RefSeq, a predicted model, not a curated record